AUGACAUUAAUAUCUCAUACUCUUCAACAAGCUUUUACCGAACAAGAAAUGAAACUCAGGCUUGAUCCUUAUCAAAAGUCAAAAGAGCAUUACCCAUUUUUUGUACCACUCUGCGCUUAUCGUAUUUUUAUAAAACUGUAUCAUGGACUUAUAGACAACCAAAACUUCAAGCACAUAGCGGAAAAUACAUAA
Messenger RNA from Clunio marinus, 192 nucleotides. Lineage: Eukaryota; Metazoa; Arthropoda; Insecta; Diptera; Chironomidae. The record is from the annotation of a GenBank genome assembly.